GCGUUGGAAGCAAUUGUUGCUGUAAUACCGCUAGGUGCCGCAUUUGGGAGCGGCGCUGUGUUUCCGGAAGUCGCUCGCUGCUCUUUACCCCGUCCGGGUUCUCUUGUUCUCUCUCUUCCUCGGGCUGUCUGCGGAGAAGGCGGACAACUUGAACCGGAACCAUGGCGGCCCUCAGACCUCUCACCAAGCCCAAGAUCGUGAAGAAGCGGACAAAAAAGUUCAUCCGCCACCAGUCGGAUCGCUAUGUCAAGAUUUCGCGUAACUGGCGCAAGCCCAGAGGUAUUGAUAACCGAGCCCGCAGAAGGUUUAAGGGACAGAUCCUGAUGCCUAACAUUGGUUAUGGUAGCAACAAAAAGACAAAGCACAUGUUGCCCACAGGAUUUAAGAAGUUUCUGGUGCACAACAUUAAGGAAUUGGAGGUUCUCAUGAUGAGCAACAAAUCUUUCUGCGCAGAAAUUGCCCACAAUGUCUCCUCUAAAAACCGUAAGACAAUUGUGGAAAGAGCCGCACAGCUCGCCAUCAAAGUCACAAACCCCAAUGCCAGACUUCGCAGCGAGGAAAACGAAUAAACUCCCUGUCUCUGAUGUUGCUCUUUGUAAUAAACUGAAAAGUAAAGUA
This is a messenger RNA of Xenopus laevis (African clawed frog), 618 nucleotides long. RefSeq names its product 60S ribosomal protein L32 (gene rpl32.S). Gene Ontology annotation, cellular component: ribosome; cytosolic large ribosomal subunit. The transcript is spliced from 4 exons. The coding region runs from base 162 to 569 and encodes 135 amino acids. Lineage: Eukaryota; Metazoa; Chordata; Amphibia; Anura; Pipidae. Gene Ontology annotation, molecular function: structural constituent of ribosome. Gene Ontology annotation, biological process: translation. The record is from RefSeq and is a predicted model, not a curated record.